Messenger RNA from Enterobius vermicularis (human pinworm), 429 nucleotides. NCBI's taxonomy places the organism in Eukaryota, Metazoa, Nematoda, Chromadorea, Rhabditida, Oxyuridae. The record is from the annotation of a GenBank genome assembly.
AUGCAGUACGGUUAUAGACCUCAAACGGUGGCAGAUUUUGCGGUAUUAAGUGCUUCAGACUUCCUGUCUGCUAUUGUUCGCCUGUGUCGACCACUUCUUUUAUCAAUGGCUAACUUUGAACCGUUGCCCUUUCGCCGAAAAUUUGGUGCAAACUCUGAAGAAAAAACGGACGGCAGUCACAAACCAAUGGAAGAAUCUCCAUUUAUUGAUGUUUCUGGUGCUACUGUUGUACGAGCUGUAGUGACUGGCGCGUGCAGAAAAUGUGGAUAUGUUGGUCAUCUUGCUUAUCAGUGUCGCAAUUUCUUGCAACCAAAGGAAUCAGAGGCUGUACUAGACGUGUCCUCGACAAGCUCAGACUCAGACUACGAAACUCCUUUGGUUUUUAAAAGUGAGUUGGAAUUUAUAUCAAUGAAGCUUGGCAUUAAUUAG